Messenger RNA from Rubroshorea leprosula, 2384 nucleotides. The record is from the annotation of a GenBank genome assembly. NCBI's taxonomy places the organism in Eukaryota, Viridiplantae, Streptophyta, Magnoliopsida, Malvales, Dipterocarpaceae.
GAGCGCAUGUCAUUGCCUUCGUCGGACGCCUCGCGCUCGCAGAUUCAACUCAAUCAAGGGAUUUCAUCACCAAUUGGGCUCGCAACGGCACCAAAUGAAUAAGAAUAUGGAGGACAUGGACGUUGAUCUUUACAUGCCUGACACUCCUGAUAGAUUGUCAGGGAAGAAAAUUGUCAGCAGGGAAUUUUCCAAAAAUGAAAAUAAUAUAUCUGUUGCUAGUCAUGUCGGAACUUCUGAUGCUACGGGUGAACAAUGUUUUGAUGGCCAAAGGGGCAGGAGUAGGCUGGUCAGGGAAAAUGAUCACCAUAGGAAACUUCAAUUGCCCCGUAAUAAGCGUCAUUGCAAUGGUGGGAUGGAGAGUCAAAAAGAGAUCAUAGAUCUAUCAUCUCCAGAAAAUAAUCCACAUGGUUCAAAGAAUGUUUCUCUUUUUAGGAGAUCAUCUGUAGACAAAAACUCCAAGCGUGAGACCAGGAGUAGUACUAUUGGAGGUCAGCAUUCGGAUAAAGGAAAGGCUAUGUAUUCUAAUGUUCCUUCUAAGUCAUUUGGAUCUAGAAAAGAUGAUUCUAUUUUGGAUUUAACUGAACAGAAUGGACAUGGCCAACCUCUUGAAAUGGCUUUACUGCAUGGUAGAUCAAGAAAUCUUUUAGCUGAAGAGAGAAGAAAUGGUGAUUCUGUUUUGCAUACUACCCUGAAUGCUUCAGGGAUAUCCAGCAACACCCACAAGGGAAAAGAAAAAGUAGAUGAUAAUCAAUACAGAAGGGUUGGUUCUGUUGUGGGUCAUAGAAAAGGAAUUGAUGACUUGAGUGGUUCUCAUGAAAUUGAGACAAAAACGUCUGCAUCUAAUCACUCUGUUGUGUUACCAAGAGUCACUGGGAAAAAAAGAUUGGUUCGAAAUGGGUGCAUCUCCCCAGAGAAUAUAGUUAUUAGGGCUAAACAAUCAGGUGAUCACCUAGAAAACUGCUCAAAAGAUGUUGAAGUUGAACGGAAUCAUGUUGGGGAUGUAGUUUCCAAUAGUCCAUCGACAAUAAACAUAGCUGACAUAGUUGCUGAAGAGAAUUACUACCGCAAAGGUAAAGGAUUGGCAAUCAAUCCUCACACAUCCAUGGAGCAUGACAUAAAUAUAAUCAAUUUAUCAAGCAGUCCUGUGAGCUGUAUUGAAGCUAGCGAAACCAAUGAUUCCUGUAGAGAUGGAGGAUUUGAAGAUAAAGGUGGUUGGAGAAGUACACACAAUCAUUCAAAGAAUGUAGAUCCUGCAGCUGGACAUCAUUUCCUGGGGUUGAAUGGUAGUGGUUCCCAAAUUAAUCAACAUAACAAAAAUAGAAUGGUAAAAAAUGAUAAUGUGAGUGGAGAAAACAGCAGGAUUGCGUUUGGAUGUGAUGGUCUGCAGAGUCAGGGUGCUCCUCAAGCAGCGUCAACAUCUGUCUCAAAGCCCAACCACAGAAGUGAAGGAUCUAAAGCUACAACAAUGCUCCAUACAAGGCAAAGGAAACAUGAACCAACCUUAAGAAAUCUUGGCAAAGCCUCUAGGAUGGUUUCUGAUGAUUCAAAUAUUAUUUGUCUUGGUGCAUCUGGGGAAUCUAGUUCAAGGUCAUCCAGAAUUCAUAAUGAACAAUUUCAGAAUAAUUUGGAUCCUGAUGAGUCAUAUGGUAUGAGACAGACUGAGUCCCAUAACGACUUGGAGGAUAGGGCAAGACAAGUUGAAGCAGAUGAGAAAUUGGCCCGUGAACUCCAAGAACAAUUAUAUCAUGAAGUCCCAACAUUAGGGAAUGGCGAGACAUAUAACAAUCUCUCUUAAAGAUAGCAUAUUUCUGUUCAAUGUGCUGAAUGGUGCCUUGGCUGCAGCAAUCUUAAUGCAAUUCAGGUUCUGAAGAAACUUUUUGUAUUCCCAGACAGGAAAAAAAAUAAUCAUUUUGGGUAUUUACAACCAUAAUGGAAGUUUCUUUUCUUUUCUUUUCUCUUUUUUUUUUUUUUUUUUUUGAAAGAUGUUUUCUGGUUUGGCUGGAGUUAUGGCUUAAACUUUGAACCAUGCCAGAUUUUCAGGGGGCCAGGCUAACAACCUGACCAUCUGAUUACCAAGUAAUGAAUUAAAGCCCUUCGUCUUGAUAGGCCACCAGGGCUUGAAUGGCGAUGCGGGAUGAUGAUCUUCACCCUUUUGGAAAGCAGGAGCAAGUGGUAAGUCUGCAGGGGAUAUGCAUGCCAUCAAUGAGGCUCUGCAUUUUCGCCCUAUCCACUUUUCAAGUAGAGAGCGAUGAAUUUAUUGAACCAAGCUUUUCCUUUUCGAAGCCCUCAGUUCAUGGGUGCAUUUGCUAAUAGAUUUUAUGCCAUUGUAUAUUAAGACUCCAUCUUUCAAUGCAAUUGAUAUCCCCUGCCCUUCCAAUUUUUGC